AUGCCAGGGAAGGAUCAUCACGAUUUGAACAAUGUCGAACAAAACGCUGUUGAAAAAUGCAAUAGUGAGGUACACUAUGAAACAAGUUAUUGUUACAUGACGCUGCUUCCAGGAAAAAUUAGAAGCAGAAUGUACAGCAUAUGGGCACAACUUUUACGAAGCUACUGCUUGCAUGCCAUCUUCAUGCAAUGA
Caenorhabditis elegans is the source of this 192-nucleotide messenger RNA. RefSeq names its product Ovule protein (gene F14D7.3). Lineage: Eukaryota; Metazoa; Nematoda; Chromadorea; Rhabditida; Rhabditidae. The record is from RefSeq and is marked reviewed. Bases 1 to 192 code for a protein of 63 amino acids. The transcript has 3 exons.